This is a messenger RNA of Eucalyptus grandis, 1685 nucleotides long. RefSeq names its product omega-hydroxypalmitate O-feruloyl transferase. Bases 145 to 1449 code for a protein of 434 amino acids. The transcript is spliced from 3 exons. The record is from RefSeq and is a predicted model, not a curated record. Lineage: Eukaryota; Viridiplantae; Streptophyta; Magnoliopsida; Myrtales; Myrtaceae. Gene Ontology annotation, molecular function: acyltransferase activity, transferring groups other than amino-acyl groups.
AUGUACAGAAAGGGCGGGUCUAAUUUUUUUUAAUUUUUGGCCGGCGUGCAGGGCUAUUUAAACGGCCCAAUGGAGAUUCCACUUCCCAACAUCCGAAGAGAGAAGCCAAUCUGAGCUAGAGAACAGGAUAGCCGGAGCUCUCCGAUGGGGGCCGUCGAGAACAAGGCAGACGAUGUCCUGACAGUAGAAAGAUCCCUCCCCGUCGCGGUCCUGCCAGAAGGAGAAACGCCUGGGGGUUCUCUUUUCUUAUGUAGCAUGGACUGUUGGGCUUUAGCCGUGGUGCCGACCCUUUACACAUUCCACAGGGGCGACGCGAACGUGGCGGGUGUGAUUAAGCAAGCUCUGUCCAAGGUUUUGGUUCAUUAUUAUCCGCUCACGGGGAGGUUAGCUAAGAACUCUCUAGGGAAGUUGAUGGUCGACUGUGAUAAGAAGUUGGGAGUGCCGUUUGUGGAGGCGUCGGCCAAUUGCGACAUCGAAAAUAUGGGCGAUAUAAAGAUGCUUGAUUCUGAGAUCUUAGAGAAGCUUGUUUACAGAGAUCCUACUGAGAAAAUGCUGGAAGUCGCACCCCUUCUAACAGCACAGGUAACAAAGUUUAAAUGUGGAGGUUUCACUUUAGGGGUUGUAGUUAACCACUGCAUGACCGAUGGUAUCUCUGCCAUUGAUUUCAUGAACUCAUGGGCUGAGACAGCACGAGGUAAACCAUUAUCCUUCGUCCCUUGUCACGAUAGAACCUUUCUAAAAGCAAGGGUGCCACCUCAAAUUGGCGAUUUCUACAAUGACUUUGCUCGCGUGGGUGAUAUAUCAAACAUGACCGCAUUAUGUGAGAAAGAGCAAAUCGUGUUUAAAUCUUUCCACAUUGAUGGCGAGAAGCUGGCCACCCUGAGAAAAAUGACAACGAUCGAUGGACGGGUAAUGAACAACUACUCCAGCUUUGUCGCACUUUCGGCUCUAGUAUGGCGGGCUCGAACCAUGGCACUCAAGAUGAAACCACACCAACUAACACAGCUUCUCAUAUAUGUCGACUUCCGACCGAAGAUGAAAAUGCUAAAGAUGCCCGACGGAUACUUCGGGAAUGCCGUGGUCUUACCUUGCUGCGUCUGCACCGCGGGAGAGUUGAUCGAUGAGCCGAUCUCUUCCACUGCCGAAAGAAUAAAGAAGGCGAUCGAGAGGGUGAACGAGGAUUUCGUGCGGUCGGCGAUCGACUACAUGGACAAGUACCCGUUUGAACCUUACCGAAUGAGCUCGCUCUUGAUAAGUUCAUGGAUGGGGCUGGAUUUUGGCGACUUCGACUUCGGAUGGGGAGGGCCAAGGCAACUUGGCACCGGCAACCUGCUGCCGACAGACUGCGUUUUUAUGAGGGAAGAGAGCGAGAAUAAGAAGGACGUUGCGGUGGUGUUGGGCUUGCCACUGUCGACCGUGAACACGUUCCGAGAGUCGGUCCAAAUAUAAACUUAUCGUCAGAGACUGAACACCUUCGAUAUCGCUCGCCUGCCAUUCCCAGAAUGCUACUUCUCUUUUUAUUUUUCUUGCCUGGAAUAAGCGCAAACAAUGCUACUUAGAUGUUCACUGUCUAGUCAUGACAUUCCAUUAGUUAUCAAGGUUUGUUUCUGUUUACUCACUUUACUGAUAUUGUACACAGCGAGUUCCCAUUCCCUCAAUAAUACAUGCAUUGGCGAUUGAGAAAA